This is a messenger RNA of Patiria miniata (bat star), 5708 nucleotides long. RefSeq names its product hyalin-like. The transcript has 29 exons. The coding region runs from base 1 to 4983 and encodes 1660 amino acids. NCBI's taxonomy places the organism in Eukaryota, Metazoa, Echinodermata, Asteroidea, Valvatida, Asterinidae. The record is from RefSeq and is a predicted model, not a curated record.
AUGGCUAUCUCUGGAUGGAAGGUCUUCACGCUCCUGGCUUGUAUCUCAGCCACGAUGUGUGUGGUUCAAGCACAAGCUCCGACGUUUGUAACAUGCCAAAACUACUUGACACCAGCGGCGGGAGUACCGCUGCCUCUAGCCGUAGAUUUCACGCUUCCCACGGCUGAAGAUUCUGGCGGGAACACGGUGGAGGUCGUCUGCAGUCACCAACCAGGCGACAGAUUCCCGCUGGGUAAGACUGAAGUCACCUGCAACGCGACCGUCGGCAGUGACAAGAGUACUUGCAAAUUUGAAGUUGGAGUUGGUGAUGCCGCAAACUGCACACGUGGAUAUAAAGCUUGCACUUGUAUAAGCGCGAUAGACCAAUGCACCUGCAAGAUUGGUUAUAGUGGCGUCGAUUGUGGAGUUGAAGAUGGAACUAAUUGUAUUGAUGGAGAUAAUCCGUCACCUGGUUGUGGUGCUCCUCCUUGUAAUACUCCAGACUGCCGUUGCGAUAAUGGCUGGCAAGGCCCAUCAUGCGAUGUCGUGGAUGACGGCAGCUCAUGUUAUACAGCUCCAGGCGCUCCUCCACAUUGUUUCGCAUGUUUCGCCGGAGAUGAUCCACCGUGUGUUUGCGAGCUGGGUUACCAAGGAAGAACAUGUGAAAAGGACUACCUCCCUCCUGCCUUCCUCUUCUGCCCGGCUGAUUUCUUUGUUCAGGCCGCAGAUGAUGAAGACAGCGCCCAGGCAAGUUGGAAUGAUCCUACGGCCGAAGACAAUAGUGGGGUGGCACCAACUAUCUCCUGUGACCACGUAUCGGGAAGCAGGUUUACUGCCGGGUCUACCAGGGUGACGUGCACCGCUAGUGAUGGGGAAAACAAUAUGUCCCAUUGCACCUUCAAUAUUACGGUUUCAGAUGAAAAAAUUCCAAACAUCACCUGCCCAGGCAAUGGGGUCUGGAAUGUGGACGCAGAGUCGGCAUUUGCUACCGUAGUGUUGUCUCCAGCACCCAAAGCGGUCGACAACAUCGAUGGUUCAGUUGUCGUCACCUGUUUCGGUAACCUUAAACCAAUAGGGUUGCCAGAGGACCAGUAUCCGGUCGGGGAAACAUUUGUCAAGUGCUACGCUAAUGACAGUAGUGCGAACCAGGCGAGCUGUAGUUUUACCGUCACUGUGCUGGAUAACGAAGGGCCCGUUGUUACGUGCCCAAGAAACAUCGUAAACAACGUGGAACCAGGUAUGCCCGACGCGGCAGUAGACUGGCGCCCGCCAACGGCUGAAGACGUCGUGGAAGGGCCGAUACCCGUCGUCAAUUGCACAGAUCACAAUGGCAAGGAUGCCGAGUCGGGGGACCGAUUUCCUGCUGGCAACAUAACCAUCACAUGUUCAGCCUUUGAUUCCGUCGGCAACGAAGGCAAUUGCAGUUUCCUCAUAACUGUCAAUGAUAAUGAAGCGCCAAUAAUGACCUGUCCGGCCAACAUCAGCCGAAAUGUAGAUCCUGGACAGUCAGUUGGUACCAUAGACUGGCCCACCGAGCCCUCUGCCAAUGACACUGUAGAUGGUCCGCUCGCUGUCACGUGUUACGAUGACUCAGACAAAGUCGUCAAUUCAGGAGAUGAGUUUUCUGUUCGUGACACUGUGGUGACGUGCAAAGCAUCAGACGCCAGUCAUAAUGAAGGUUCCUGUAGGUUCAUAAUCACUGUGAUAGACAAUGAAGACCCAUUGAUAUCCUGUCCAGAGAGCAUCUUCAAAGAUCUAGAAGCAGGGUCAGCAGUUGGUAUCAUAGACUGGCCCACCCUGCCCUCUGCCAAUGAUAUCGUAGAUGGUCCUCUUGCUGUCACGUGUCACGAUGAGUCUGACAAACUUGUCAAUUCCGGAGACGAGUUUUCAGUUGGUGUUACAGAAGUGACAUGCAUAGCUUCCGAUAACAGCAACAAUGAGGCCAACUGUAGCUUCACGAUCAACUUGAAAGAUGUUGAAGGACCAAUUGUCACGUGCCCAGACAACGACACGGAGAAUGUCGAACCGGGAACAGUAGAUGCGGCAGUGGACUGGUCCCCGUCCCCAUCGGCUCACGACGUUGUAGAUGGUCCUGUACCCAACGUAACUUGUGCGGAUGAAGGAGAAAUGGUUGAAUCAGGAGGAAGAUUUCCCAUUGGGGAAACUGAGGUUACCUGCAUAGCUCGCGAUUCUGCGCAAAAUGAAGGGAACUGCAGUUUCUUCAUAACUGUCAUUGACAAUGAAUCUCCAAUCAUGAGUUGUCCGGCUGACAUCACCCAAGAUAUAGACACAGGCUCUGCAGUGGCUACCAUAGAGUGGCCCACCCAGCCCUCUGCAAAUGAUACCGUAGAUGGUCCGCUCGCUGUCAAGUGUUACGAUGACUCAGGCGAACUUGUCAAUUCAGGAGACGAGUUUUCCGUUCUUGACACUGUGGUGACGUGUAAAGCGUCUGACAAGAGUGAUAAUGAGGCCAACUGUAGCUUUACGAUCACCGUGAAAGACAUUGAAGGCCCAGUCAUGGCCUGCCCAGGAAACAUCUCCCACGACUUGGUCCCGGGCUCGUCCACUGGUGUCAUAGACUGGCCCGUCAUCCCCUCGGCUAAUGAUACCGUAGAUGGCCCACUCCCCGUCACAUGCAAAGAUGAAUCGGGCAAACUGGUCGCAUCGGGAGAGGAGUAUCCAGUGGGUGUGACGGUGGUAACUUGUGAAGCUUCGGACGGGAGUACAAACAAAGGCAGCUGUAUCUUUGUGAUCACUGUUAAAGACAAUGAAGCCCCAGUCAUGAGUUGUCCGGCCGACAUUUCCCAAGAUGUAGUUCCAGGAGAAGGAGUGGCUAUCGUAGACUGGCUCCCCCUGCCCUCGGCCAAUGAUGCUGUAGAUGGCUUACUCAAUGUCACGUGUCGUAAUGAAUCAGGCAAACUCGUCAAUUCGGGAGACGAGUUUCCAAUUGGCGUCGCGGCGGUGACGUGUAAAAGUUCCGAUAGUAGUGGCAACGAAGCCAACUGUAGCUUCACGAUCUCUGUAACAGAAUGCGGAGGUGUGCAAGCUUGCGAAAAUGGAGGAACAUUCUUCAAGGCUUUCUGCAACUGCUCAUGCCCGUCACCUUUUAUAGGGAAGACAUGCGAAGCCUGUGAUCCGUGUCAGAAUGGUGGCAAUUCACAGGAUCCGGACACCUGUGUGUGUCAGUGUCCGGGAGGGUUCACCGGCCCUUUAUGCUCAGAAUGCAAGGAAUGUGUGAAUGGCGGCAAUCAGGAUGAAGCUACCUGUGUCUGCAAUUGCUUCAAUUCCUUCCAGGGUCCACUCUGUGAUGUUUGUCCAUCAGACAUGCAGUGUGGAAAUGGUGGUGAGUUCGACGAGACAUCUUGCAAAUGUAAUUGCCAAUCACCAUGGACUGGUCAAACCUGUACAGAGUGUACACCGUGUGCCAAUGACGGAUCCAAUCAAGAUCCAGACACCUGCAUCUGUGACUGCCCUGGUGUUUUCCUACCACCUGUUUGUGCAGAAUGUGGAGGUGUGACUGAAUGUCAAAAUGACGGGGUGUUUUCUGAUGUUUUCUGCAACUGCACAUGCCUGUCGCCAUUUACUGGCAAAACCUGCACAGAGUGUGAGCCAUGCCAAAAUGGAGGAUCGUAUCAAAACAAGUUCACAUGUGUCUGUGAUUGCCCGUAUUUCCACACUGAUCCGUUGUGCAUGGUGUGUCCUCUUGAGUUUGUCUGUCUGAACGGCGCUACACGGCAGGAGGCUGCGUGUUCCUGUGAAUGUGCUGAUGGCUGGCGGGGGACCGACUGCUCAGAACCGAUACCAAAUAUUCCUGAUGACGAAUACCCAGUUUCCCCAAUUUGGACAGUUUCAGUUGAGAAGAAGGUUUCAUUUGAGAUCGCAGUCAUUGCCCCAGUGGAUAGUGGUAUGGAAUGCGACCCGACUAUCAACAAAUUCUCCAAUGAAUGCAAUGCCCUUGUACUUGAAUUCAAAUUAUCUGUUGAAAUCGAAUACAAGUUUGUAGCAGGCUUCUCUCGGGUUGUUAUCGAUCAGGAUAAAUUGAGGGCUGGCAGUGUAGUUGUCCCGCAUGAUGUCAUCUACAACUACGACGAAAUGACGCCAACCACCAGAGGCAUAUCCGCCAACGCCCUGUACGAAGCGACGGUAGGAAAGGCGGUGGACAGGGGGUAUAUCGGCAAGCUGAAGGUAGCGACGGGAUGUCAGGACUGCAUGGCACCACAAGAUAAAACAUAUAUUUGCGAUGCGGACCCGCCCGAGUGUGCAGCAGGAUUGGUGUUAACGCAGAGUACAAAUGGCGGCGUCGGUACUUGCUAUUACGUCUGCUGGUCCAAAUGUAAAGUUGACCCAGCCUACUGCGGAGAUGGGACAUGUCACCAAGAGUCGGGCAGCGAGCAAAUAACGUGCAACUGUCCCCAGUCUUCGGAGGUGAUGUACAGUGGAACGCAAUGCCAGCUGCAAGUUCAGCUGGUAUGGCUGUAUGUUGGCGUCAGCUUGGGAGGUGUGUUGUUACUGGUUCUGAUAAUCGUCUUGAGUGUCUGCUUGUGGCGACGCAGAGGGAAGGUCCACAAAUUCCAAGAUGAAGACGAAGAGAAAGAGGAACUGCACAGGCCUGUGAGUGGGAAAGUUAUAAAGGAGCUACGUUCCUACCACAACGACGGCAACAACAGAGACAUGUUCUUCCAAGAAGCUGCCACCAUUCCUUCCCACGCGAGCCCGUAUGCCCAAGUCCACAAAAGCAGGAGCAGCAAAGCGAUCAAACACGGGGAGGCCAACGGGGCCUGGAAACACGGGGAGGCCAACGGGGCCUGGCCCGGUGCUUUGCCACGUGCACGUGCUCGCCCGUUGUCUGAAGGACAGAAGGACGAGACAAAAAUCAAGUCCAGUGAUUUUAACGGGAAUGAGGGCGGUGACAGGCGGUCCUGGUACUUCUGGGGGAGCAUGAGCCUGCCCAAGAAGCAGCCUACAGAGAUGAUACGCAUGACUAGUGAAUCAGGGAGGUUCUAAAAACAAAAGGAUGGCGAAAAGUAGUUGGCUGAGUCGUAGUUGAGCACUCACAAGUCAUCACAAGUCAAUGACAAGUCAGUCACAAGUCGUCCGGUUUCCAAGUCAUGUCGCUAAAAGUUACUCAAAUAAACUGUGACAAAAGCAUCCCUUGGUCAUUUCAUCCACUUGCGAUCUCACUUACGAUUGUCUUGUGAUUGUCUUGAAACUACCCUGCAGUAGUUGGAUGUGAAAUAGACGAGCUUUUAUUGCAUCAAGCAAACAAUGUCACGUAUGAGAAAUUUUCAUUUCUAUAAAUUAUAAUGAACACAACAUCUCGCUUACAAAUUUUUACAUUUGAUCAAAGAGGUACUAAUAAAAGCUCAAGCACUUUUUAACCAGUAGUUAUCGUUUGUAGUACGACCCGAAACUAAGUGUAGCCUAUACUAUGUCAUGGUCCAGUAUUCAAAACACAUAUAUUCAUACUUUGUAUAAAAUAUAUACAGCUUAAAUUUCUGUUUAAAGAAAUCGUUCAUCCAGUGAAAUUGCAUUCAUCCUUGAAAUAAAAAAGUUAUUAAAUGAAUCACCUUUAAAUCGGUAUAGUAAAGUCUAGAAUUAAGCGAAAAAAAUAAGCUGAUUUUCUUAGCAAUAUCCUUUCCAGAUUUUGCGCGGAUAAAAUACUAUAGGUUGGCGCGGACAUCCAGGAACUUCUGAAACAGCUGAGUUGUCUUGGCCAUCCGUCACAAGUC